Polyodon spathula (Mississippi paddlefish) is the source of this 2499-nucleotide messenger RNA. It is a transcript of the gene ccsapb, whose product is annotated as centriole, cilia and spindle-associated protein b. Gene Ontology annotation, cellular component: ciliary transition zone; cytoskeleton; spindle. Gene Ontology annotation, biological process: regulation of mitotic spindle assembly. Gene Ontology annotation, molecular function: microtubule binding. The transcript has 3 exons. NCBI's taxonomy places the organism in Eukaryota, Metazoa, Chordata, Actinopteri, Acipenseriformes, Polyodontidae. The coding region runs from base 827 to 1657 and encodes 276 amino acids. The record is from RefSeq and is a predicted model, not a curated record.
AAAAAAACCGAAGCUUAGUUUUAAAAUAAUUAACGCAAAGAUUAUAUAUCGAUUGCACGUAUUUAUGGGUACAUUUUACAUUUUGCUAUAAAUUGUUUCAGGUUAGCGGUAUUCUUUAGAUUGUUUUUCUUGCAUUAUAUUAAUAACGAAUGAAUCAAUCAAUCUUUAUUAUUUAUAUAGCGCAUUUCCAAGAUCAAUCGCCCCAAAGCGCUUUACAUAGAUAAAAACAUUGACACAUAUUUAAAGAAGUAGCACGAACAAACAAACACAAUGCUUUGUCAAAAUAAUGUUAUUAAAUGCAAUCCAGUCCCGUGCACAUUUGUAGCUGUAACACAUUACACGGAUAAUUAACAAAUUAAUUGAUAUGACAGGACAUUAUAAUUAGACCAAUAUUGUCAGCUUCAAAAGGACAUAUGUUUUUAAUUACUAAAUUCAAACUAUUUAGGAUAUUGUUAGGUGGUUUUAAAAAAUGUAUUUUCAUUCUAGCCAUCUCCGCCAUGUUUACAGUAGGCGGGGGUGUUGCUUUCACAGCAGCAGGCCAGCCCAUUGCAAAACCAUUGUCUAUUCAUUGGCUUGUUUUAGGAAGCAGGGCUGGUUUUGCAUGUCGUGUUUUUGUUUAAAUCUCAGGCGCGAGGCGGAGCGGGGUGUAAGCAUUUUCCAAAUAAGGUGCUUGAUUUCUGUGUAGAGUAACCUAGUACUGCAAUAGUUUGGAGGUGUUGCUUAGCUAUAUUAGCGUGUCAAUAACAUUUUUUCCAACCCAGUUUUAGAUGCCAAGUAUCACAAACGGAGCACAGUGCACAACAGAACACAAGAAAAAUAAUACAAUAUGGUUUCAAAAAAGAUUAGAACUGAGUAUAUGAAGAAAUUUAAAGACCCCAAAUGGGAUACUUAUUCCAAGUGCUAUGAAGAUAUGCUAAAGUACAGAUUGACCAGAAGGCUUUUGGAACAGGCACAUAACCCUUGGAUGUGGGAGGGUUGGGAGAAUAGCUCGGACUCCAGUGGCAAAUCUACUCCUCAGAAUGGGAAAAAGAUAGAACCCUUAAAAGAGGAAGCCACAAAGGAAACAGAGAAAAAACUGACAGAAUUACCUGAAAGUGAAACCACUCCAAAAGAAGUGCUUGAAUCUAAAGUCUCUAACGGAAAAGAAAGAGAUGAAUUGCAGCAAGAGGAUAACGCUUCAGAGAUAUCACAUGCCACAGGGAAAGUCUCAGUAAUUGAGGGCCAGGCAACGGGUGAAGACAGAAAGACAGCAGAGAUGAAAAAAAAGGAGAGAUCCCAAGAGCAGGACCAAAGUGGCAGUGUGUCAGCAUGCGCUCGCAGCAGUCACAAAUCCACUAAAAGCAAGAGCCAGCAGCCUGACCCUGCAGAGACGGACAAAGAAAACAAGCACCCGUUUGCACUGUAUGGUUGGGCAGAGAAAACGUGUGAGACAGGGCACAAGAAAACCCACAACGUCUGCCCUUCAGCUUCCACAAAGGAGAUCCAUGCAUCUGCAUUGCGAGCCAAGACCAGGCGUGAGAUAGAGAAGAGAAUGAAAACAGAGAGAAGACGGGCUCGGUCAGCUGAACUGGAGAAGGCACAAAGAGACAAGUCUCCCCCAGCAGAUAACCCAUGGGUGACAGAGUACAUGAGGUGCUUUUCUGCAAGGACUCGGUGAAAUUGGUAAACAAGUUAACUCCCGAAGUGCCCUGUACACAAACAGGGACCGAACUGUAAGGUUCGGUCACAGGUUCUUUUAAGGGGGUGGUCUAAUGUAUAGUACCUAUUUAACUGACCUGAAUUCUGCUUCCUAUUCGUGUUCACUUUUCCAGAUGACGGUAUUGCCUUGAAAACUUCUGUUUAUACCUUCAGAAUUUGCAUAUGUGUUAUUAAUUAUCAUAUAAUAAUGUUUCUGCAUUCAUGAAUAUGUGGCAAGUCACCAGCAUGCUGGCUAAACAAAAAACAGAGAGAAAUGUAAAUCAUUUUAUUAGCAAUUACAAAAUAUUUUGUAUUAAUCCAGGAGACUUCUAGUUCCUGUGCAAGUGGUACCUGAUAUUUAGUAAAAUUAAAAAGAUAGAGACCUCCCUUUUUACUCAUUGCAUAUAUUUUGCAAGUUUACACAUUCUAUAAUUUCAAUGCACCGGUAAUCGCUGUAUGAGAAAUGUAAAAGCAUAAUUUAAAACUUCCAUAUGCCAUUAUCAGGAACAUUCCUUGAGAUACAUCUUAAUGAUCAUAAUUACUUCUCAAUUACAGGCUUACUUAAAGGUAAUAUAGAUGAUGUUUUUAGUGGUGUGAUUUAUGUAUUUCUGGUAUUUAUACAAACAGAUCCACUGACAUGCAUUUUUUAAUCAUUUAAUAACAAGGAGAUCUAAAAGUGUACCAAUCUAAUACAGUACAUGCAAUUGAAACAGGAGCCUGUGAUCAAAGGCUUCUUUUCCGAUUACUGGACAUUACCGCGAACCCACCACUAUGUGACCCUGUACAGCGCUACCCCCACCACGCGCACCCACCAGUAAUGCC